Messenger RNA from Mangifera indica (mango), 1281 nucleotides. RefSeq names its product thymidylate kinase. Lineage: Eukaryota; Viridiplantae; Streptophyta; Magnoliopsida; Sapindales; Anacardiaceae. The record is from RefSeq and is a predicted model, not a curated record. The transcript has 7 exons. Gene Ontology annotation, biological process: dTDP biosynthetic process; dUDP biosynthetic process; dTTP biosynthetic process. Gene Ontology annotation, cellular component: nucleus; cytosol; cytoplasm. Gene Ontology annotation, molecular function: ATP binding; dTMP kinase activity. The coding region runs from base 294 to 1088 and encodes 264 amino acids.
GCAAAAAACUCCCAAAGGCUGGUGACGAAUAUCACACGUCGGCUUUGCCGCUCUCUUCACGUCGCGAGGUGAUUGAUUGUGUGACCUCGGGUUCGGAGUAAGAUACGGUGAACCCUCAAAAAGUUGAAUGUAUUAGCUGAUAUGUCCGCGCCUAAAGCAGCAACAGGAACAGAAGUGAACUCCUCUUAGAUUUUCUUUGUGCCCCGUUUCUAAAAACCCUAGAGACUAUCUCAGCAUUUGCAGAUCGCAACGCAUUUUGAAGGUUGCCUGCAGUAUCUAGAUUGGGAAAUCACAUGACAUAUGCUCGCUCCUUUACUCUUUCUAAGACUUUGAAUUUUGGAGCUAUAUUCCCUUGGCGAUCAUUGAGCCUUUACUUGAAUCAUCUACCAAAAUUUUCUGUUAGGACAACACGGAUGGAAAGCAAUAACAAGAUCAAUUGCAAACUAAGUGUUGGUAAUAAUGAUUCAAGAGGUGCUUUGAUAGUUCUAGAAGGUUUGGAUCGAUGUGGGAAGACUUCACAGUCUAGUAGAUUGCUCUCAUACUUGGAGGGUCUGGGUCACACAGCUGAGUUAUGGCGAUUUCCUGAUAGAACUACUAGUGUAGGGCAAAUGAUAUCUGCUUAUCUAUCAAAUCAGUCACAGUUGGAUGAUCACACAAUCCAUCUGCUCUUCAGUGCUAAUCGUUGGGAGAAGAGAUCAAUGAUGGAAACUAAACUGAAAGCUGGAACCACUCUAAUUGUUGACCGUUAUUCUUAUUCUGGGGUGGCUUUCUCCUCUGCCAAAGGACUCGACAUUGAAUGGUGUAAGGUGCCUGAAAUCGGUUUGCUGGCUCCAGAUGUGGUUCUUUUCCUUGAUAUACCCCCAGAGAAAGCUGCUGAAAGAGGAGGGUAUGGAGGUGAGAGGUAUGAGCACCUGGAGUUUCAAAAGAAAGUUGCCCAGUGCUAUCAGAUCCUCCGUGAUUCCUCCUGGAAGAUUGUAGAUGGGUGCCGAGGCAUAGAUGAAGUUGAGAAAGAGCUAUGUGAUAUUGUAGUGGAUCAUGUCUUAAAUUGCAAAAAGGGGAAACCCCUUUCCCUCCUCUGGUCUGGUUAGUAAACUCAUUGUAGCUCAUGUUCAUGAAGAGAAUGUGAAAUAGGUAUUUCAUAAACUUUUGUUUUGUUUUGGGAUGAAAUAGACGUGAAUUAUGUAUCUUUGCAAACUUGCUUGAGUGUUUUUCUCUCUGCAGAAUCAUUGAUGUAUCAACAAACAUGCUAUAGAGUUUCAUAUCUAUAUAAUUUAGUUAUAU